Molecule: messenger RNA, 718 nt
Organism: Macroventuria anomochaeta
Lineage: Eukaryota; Fungi; Ascomycota; Dothideomycetes; Pleosporales; Didymellaceae
Exons: 1
Coding region: 294-671 (125 amino acids)
Source: RefSeq, a predicted model, not a curated record
UUCCACGUUGAGCAGGCAAGUUGCUGCUCGAGCUGCUCUCUCCUGCAUUCUUCGCUGCAGGGGCACUCUAUUCUCGACGUUCUUUGCAUUCUCGUUGUCUUCAACAUCGUGUGUGUUUUCGUGAGCUGAGCAUCCAACAGCCCUCAUCAGCUUAACGAGAGCAGGGCCAGCUCUCGGUCCGGCUCCUCCAGCGUCCGUAGACCUCCCCGGCUACAAACUGCAACGUUCCAACGUCAUCGCGAUCCACUGACGAGCAGCCCAAGAUGCGCCGUUGCGAUCUUGAGGCCUGCAGAAUGCUUCUCUACACACACCUCAGAUUUGCGCUCGAGAACUGUCUCCCCACAACUCCAUCACUCUCGUCGCGUGGGAUUUCCACAGUUCUUACCACAAUUUUCGUCGUCACUUUGUUUGAUUGGAUGACUGCCAUGCAUGUUUGCAAGGAUGGACGAAUGGGGACGAGAAGACGGAAGAGAACGCAGCUAUCGAUAAGUGGUUUUCGGCCCUGCAUUGGUGUUAUGCAGAGCUUGCGCAAGUUGUGCGCCGCCGCAGCGUUGAACCAGUUUUCAUUUCUCAACACCGAGCGAGUGAGCGAGCAGACCGAUCGCUUGACUCAAUGUUGGAGGCGUCGUUGGGCUUAUGUUUUCGGAUUUCUUGACGUGAGGCAGUUGUAAGAGUCGUGUUGCCGAUCAGAUGAAUUCUGAGGAGAUCACAAUAUCGU